This is a messenger RNA of Salvelinus fontinalis (brook trout), 3131 nucleotides long. RefSeq names its product prolactin receptor a (gene prlra). The transcript is spliced from 9 exons. Gene Ontology annotation, biological process: cytokine-mediated signaling pathway. The record is from RefSeq and is a predicted model, not a curated record. Gene Ontology annotation, cellular component: membrane; signaling receptor complex; external side of plasma membrane. Bases 256 to 2157 code for a protein of 633 amino acids. NCBI's taxonomy places the organism in Eukaryota, Metazoa, Chordata, Actinopteri, Salmoniformes, Salmonidae. Gene Ontology annotation, molecular function: cytokine binding; cytokine receptor activity.
CUCAGGACCGCAGAUGCUGAAAGCUCUUUAGUGUUGGGUUUAUUCUUGAGGUACAUGGCUGUGUGUGUCCUCGUUCUGUGCUAUAGCCAAGUAUCCCAUUACACAACAACAGAUAUCAACAAACAAAGUUUCCGUUGGAGCGCCGUCGCAUGGGAGUCAAGCUCCUCUUGAAAGCAUAAGGAAUUUAAAGCAAUUGACUGGACUUCGCCGAAUGCAAGUGAGAAUUCAACCUGACUUGCGAGGCAGUGAGGAGGCAUGAUGUUGAGAGACGUGGGAGUAACACUGAUACUGUCACUAAUCCUGCCUGUGGUUGCUCAGGGAGCACGCCACACCCCCCCAGGAAAGCCCAAGCUGACCAGCUGUAGGUCCCCAGAUAAGGAGACCUUCACCUGCUGGUGGGAGGCAGGCUCUGACGGGGGGCGACCCACCACCUACUCCCUCUUCUACCACAAAGAGAACUCUGACACGGUCUAUGAGUGUCCAGACUACCGUACAGCGGGGGCCAACUCCUGUUUCUUCAACAAGAAUGAAACAUCCAUCUGGAUCAACUACAAUAUCACUGUAGUGGCCACCAACGCCCUCGGCAACAACUUCUCUGACCCUGUGGAUGUAGACGUGGUCUAUAUAGUCCAGCCACACACACCAGAGAACGUGACGGUAGGGGUGUUGGAGGACGAAGAUGGUCCCUUCCUCAGGGUGUCAUGGGAACCGCCCCGUAAGGCCGACACACGUUCCGGCUGGAUCACCCUCAUCUAUGAGCUCAGGGUCAAACUGGAGGAGGCGGAGGAGUGGGAGGAGCACCGCGCAGGUCAACAGAAAAUGUUCAACAUCUUCAGCCUGCAUUCUGGUGGUGUCUACAUGGUGCAGGUCCGUUGCAAGCCAGACCACGGCUUCUGGAGCGAGUGGAGCACCGCCAGCUAUGUCAAAGUUCCAGACUACAUUCCUCGGGAACGAUCCAUGUGGAUCCUGAUAGCCGUCUUCUCUGCCUUCAUCUUCUUGAUUCUCACAUGGAUUAUCACCAUGAACAGAAGCAGUGUGAAGCACUGUCUACUACCUCCUGUUCCUGGACCUAAAAUAAAAGGAUUUGAUCAACAGCUUCUCAAGAAGGGCAAGCCAGAAGAGGUAUUCAACGCCUUGGUAGUCCAAAGUUUCCCUCCGAGGUCUACUGACUACGAGGACCUGCUGGUGGAAUACCUGGACGUGUACGUCAACGAGAAACAGGAACUGAUGCCGGAGGGAAAAGACCUCCAAGAUGUUGGCUGCCUCAAGUCCAAGAACCAGUCGGACAACGACUCGGGCCGGGGCAGCUGUGACAGCCACACCUUGCUGAUGGAGAAGUGUGGAGGUGUGGAGUCCAAGGAGGAGUCGAGCUACGAGGAACCCGAGCUACUGCAAGGCCAAGCGGGGUCUUGGGAGAGGCUAGAGAAGGGAGACAGCCAGGAGGUGGACACCCCAGAUUCAUCAGAUGGGAGGGUUAAGACCUGGCCAUCAGUCUUCUCCCCAUCGAUCCAUGGAUCCUCCGACAACCACCACUAUGGUACACUUGAGAUGCCCAAGCAGCACAGCACAAGUGAGAUAACAUACAGCGUCCCAGAUCAUCUCUUCCCCACAUCCACCUCCUUUCCCCACCACCACCCAGAGUACAGCGACACCCUGUACCAUCUCAGUAGAUCCCCAUCCACUGGAGUUGCUUACCACUGGGAGGCCCAGCACCACCCCCAGGCCCACAGCAACUUCAACAUCCGCAAUCUGGAGCGCCAGAAAGAAGCCACAGGGCUUGGGCUGCCCCCCUCCCGGUCCAUGGAGUAUGUGGAGGUCCAGAAAGUGAACCAGGAGAACCAGCUGGUCCUGAAGCCCCUCUCCAGCCACGGCCGGGGCCCCUUCCAGGUGCAGUUCGGCGGGGCCGGGGUGAACUACAGUAAAGUCAACGGGGUGAACAAUGACAACGUGCUCUUGCUGCAGAGGCAGAGGGAGAUGGCUGAAGCUGGGCAGUACUGUGACUACCAGGAGAAGGAGGGGGGUUCUGCUGAGAGAUAUCCCACACAGCAGCAGGGCAAGACGGCCAAAGACGGACCUGUAGCUACCCAGCUCCAGGAGAGCACGUGCCUGACCACCAGCGGCUAUGUGGACACUGCCCCCACGAUGCCCACCUUCUAGAUUCAUCUACCCUGCAUGAGAGUCUGAAAGACAGUCUGUGUGCUAAAUCUCCUGCUCCUCCUGUAGUCACGAGCUGGGUUGUGACGUCACACAGCUAGACAGUUUGCUAUUGUGACUCUCCCUUCUGUCAGUCUCCAGCUCAGCACAGGAGUUUUGUACAUUGAGGAUGUCUGGAUGGAUAGUUCUGUGGAGGAUAAAAACUGUUCUCUCUAAGGCUAAGCUAACCUCCCAAAAACGUAAACACUUUGAGAUAGUGAGGAGAGUUUCUGUCAGAGGCAGAACCAAAACCCUUUAGCUCACUCACAAACUGUUAAAGAACCAACUAUAUAUGUGUACUUCAUACAAGAACCGAUGGAAAACAGUUUUAUGCUUCAGAAUCCAGACUGAAUAGCUAUAUAUUUAUUUUUUUAAUAUACAUGAUUAUUCAUGAUAAUGAAUGUAUUUGAUCAUAAUGGUGUAAAUUCAAUUGUAUGCUAAUUAUUACUUAUUUCAGCUCUGUUGUCUCUCUAUGGAAUGCAAAUUGAAACUCUACUGAUUUCCAAAAGGUACUACUACAGACUAUUUCCUCAACCGACUUGCAAAGUAUACUUUUCUGUAGACAGAUAUUAUGCGGGUGUAUGUGAAAUGAUUCUUGUAGAACCACAACUGGGGAAACCUAAAUUAAUCAAAAUGUAUUAUUCUGACUUUUAUAAAAUGUGUCUAGUCUCAGAGAAAUACUGUACCAGCUGAUGAUUCAGUUUCUGGUUUAGAAAACAAUAGUCAUAGAAAACGUUUUCUAUAGCUGUAAGUACAAUUUUGUAUUAAAGAAAAUAAUAAAGUACAAAGGAAAAAAAGCACUACAAAAAGAAAUACAGGGAUAUUUUUCCAUACAGAGUUUAUUUUGGUGAAAGUACAUACAGAUUCAUUACUAUAUUGAUUAUUUGUUCUAUCUGUGAAUUAAAAUGCUGCUCAUUAAAGAUGUAAUAGACAAAGUA